ACUUUUCAAAUCACAGACCCCAUUGCCACUAUCAUAAUCCUUAUUAUUCUCACCACUACUAACUUCAUAGUUCAGCCCCUCCAUCCCUUGCCGUCGGCCGUGGUCUUCUUCUCCACAUCAUAUUCGAAGUUGUUGCAUCACCGUACCCAUCGUCAUCCCCAGGCCGGUAUCUGUUGUCGUCAUCAUCGGCCGGAAGAAGACAUCUCUGUCCCCGCGGCGAGCCCUUGUCCUCGAGCCCCUUUUUUCUUUGUCCGAGACCCCGUCGUUCCUCUCUCACCGUCAAUACCAUUCCUCCCGCUAUCGUAUAUUAAGAUGCCCAGAAUAGGUCGUUACACGAAGAUUUCCAAGUUAGACACAGCAUGUCAGCAACCUCAAGUAGGAUCUACUAUGGCUUCAUCUUCCCAUCAAGUGGAUUGCCCAUUUCCCCCAUCCAGUGGCGGUGGUGCCCCCGCAGCCUCAUCUUUACGCCCUUUUCGUCCGCAUUGUAGCAAACCACUGCCUGCUCCACAGACUUAUACGAAUGGUGUUCAAAACUCAGAGCCGAACAAUGAAGACUUAGACCCAGAGGCAGAUGAGGUAGAUUCUUUUGAGCAACACGUUGACAACCUAUUUGCUGCAUCGGAGGCUCAGAAGCAUAAGGGAUGCAAGACCACUAAAUUUUGGGAUGUUAAAAUCAUUGACUAACUAUGAUUUACAAAAU
This is a messenger RNA of Arachis ipaensis, 700 nucleotides long. The record is from RefSeq and is a predicted model, not a curated record. Lineage: Eukaryota; Viridiplantae; Streptophyta; Magnoliopsida; Fabales; Fabaceae.